UGGACUUGAGACAGGAUAAAGUUGUCAGAUUAAAGAUAAAGUGAGCUGUUUUUCUGAUACUUCUGCGUCCACUUCAUCCGGAAUUCAAAAGAAUGGCUGGGAAACUGAAAAGGUUUUACGACCUUUCAGCAAAACUGCUGUCUGGAGAAACGUUGAGUUUCUCUGCACUGAAUGGGAAGGUGGUUCUCAUUGAAAAUGUGGCGUCUCUCUGAGGAACAACAACUAGGGAUUACACCCAAAUGAACGAGCUUCAUUCUCGCUAUUCCGCCGAAGGACUCGUUAUCUUGGGGGUACCCUGCAACCAGUUUGGACAUCAGGAGAACUGCAAGAAUGAUGAAAUCCUAAGAUUGUUGAAGUACGUCCGUCCAGGGAAUGGUUUUGAACCAAAGUUCCAACUCCUGGAGAAGGUGGAUGUGAAUGGAAAAGAUGCCCACCCCCUGUUUGUCUAUCUGAAAGAGAAGCUCCCGGUCCCCAGUGAUGACACCACGGCUCUCAUGACUGAUCCAAAGCUCAUCAUUUGGAGUCCAGUGUGCAGAAACGACGUGUCCUGGAACUUCGAGAAGUUCCUGGUCAGUCCAGAUGGGGAGCCUUACAAGCGCUACAGCAGAAAUUUCCUCACCAGUGACAUUGAGGCAGAUAUUAAAGAGCUACUUAAGAGGGUCAAAUAAAGUGUGCUGCGUCAGGCUAUGGGGAGAAUAUCAGUUAUAACCACCCUACCCAGAAAGAUUAAUCAGCCAAUGCAUCUGUCUGGGGUACUUUAUCAUGCUCUCCAGCUUCACGUUUCAGUCAGUUGGCAGGACUCCUAAAUUUGUGAUAUUUUCUGUACCAUACACUCUGGUUGUUCAGACUAUUUACCCAAUGAAGACACUUCUUGAAACAGUUUGAGGGGAGUUUCUGAUGAAGAUGUAAAAGUUUGACUCUACCGCUGUGUAUAACUCAUAUCACAAACGUCCUCAUUUGGUAGACUUUAAGAAAAGAAAUAAACAUGUUUUUAUCAUA
Acanthochromis polyacanthus (spiny chromis) is the source of this 999-nucleotide messenger RNA. RefSeq names its product glutathione peroxidase 1a (gene gpx1a). The transcript is spliced from 2 exons. Gene Ontology annotation, biological process: response to selenium ion; hydrogen peroxide catabolic process; response to hydrogen peroxide. Lineage: Eukaryota; Metazoa; Chordata; Actinopteri; Pomacentridae. Gene Ontology annotation, molecular function: glutathione peroxidase activity. The record is from RefSeq and is a predicted model, not a curated record. Gene Ontology annotation, cellular component: mitochondrion; cytosol.